AUGCCUCCCAGAAUCCCAAUCCUUCCGACUCGAUCGGCCCUCUCCCUCGUCCGUGCCGCCCCAGUUCACGACACCCUGCACCAGACCACUCGGCAGUUCGGAAAUAUAAGUUUACGUUCGUCAAAAUGCAACACCGCAUCACCUUACAGGUCGUUGAAGGGAGUAUCUUCCUACCGCAUGAACUCUACCUCGUCUGGUAGCAGUGGGAACCAGAAUGGUAGUGAAGCCAGAGAGCAGCCGUUGGGGCCAAACCAGGAUCAAUUACCGCACGUAAGUGAAGAAGCAGCGGCGACUGCUGAGAUUAUGGGCAAGAAGUGUGGUGAAGUUGGUGGACCGGAGUUAGAGCAAGGCACGCCGAUAGCAGAUAUUCUUAAACGGGACAAAGAUGCUCUUAAGAAUAUGCCUAAGGUCCUGCGUGAUGAAGUUGCAGCAAGCCAGAACGGAAACGGCUCCAAGCGAUCAUUUUCUACCUCUGCAAGACUACAUCAGGGCGAGUUGAAGGGUAAUUCGGCAGCGGACCCUUCUGCCGCCACCGUUGCAAACAUGCUUGCGGCUUCAGGUCGGGGAGAAUCCGUGGAUGUAGAAGGAGGCAUCCCAGAAGGCUUCAAGUACGAGCCGCCGACCCUGCCUCUUCCUCCAAACGAGCGAUUUGAUCGCCGGUACGAGCCAUUGGUGGAACAAUUCACCAAGCUAAUAAUGAAGCACGGCAAGCUAUCUCUUGCUCAGAAGCACAUGGCCAAAAUUCUAGAACAUCUACGUACCGCUCCAGCACCACUUGUCGAUCCGACAAAGCCUUUCCUCCCCGGCCCUCCAUCCCCACAACUCCCUCUAAACCCAAUUCUAUACCUUACUCUCGCCGUUGACUCCGUUGCUCCCCUCUUCAGAAUCCGUCAGAUAAGAGGUAUUGCUGGUGGUGGUGCUGCGUUGCCCAUCCCAAGCCCACUUGCUCAACGCCAACGUCGCCGAGAAGCAAUUACCUGGAUCCUUGACGCUGCCGAGAAGAGACGUGACAAUCAGCUUUCACAGCGGAUAGCGAAUGAAAUCAUCGCUAUUGCUGAGGGGAAGAGCGGUGCCUGGCUUAAGCGGGCUGCUAUCCACAAACAGGCUACUGUUUCCCGUGCCAAUAUCCGUCGUGCCUCGCAGCCACGGAAAGGUAGGAUGCAAUAA
Nannizzia gypsea CBS 118893 is the source of this 1167-nucleotide messenger RNA. RefSeq lists its product as hypothetical. The transcript has 3 exons. Gene Ontology annotation, biological process: translation; ribosomal small subunit assembly. The record is from RefSeq and is a predicted model, not a curated record. Gene Ontology annotation, cellular component: ribosome. Lineage: Eukaryota; Fungi; Ascomycota; Eurotiomycetes; Onygenales; Arthrodermataceae. The coding region runs from base 1 to 1167 and encodes 388 amino acids. Gene Ontology annotation, molecular function: structural constituent of ribosome; rRNA binding; mRNA binding.